CUUCGUACCGAAGAACUGGGUCAUCGAGAUUCUGGAGAGUUUGAGGAGGCUCUUGAGAAUUAUCCAUCGAAACUUCGCAAUGCAUGAUCAUCGGAACGACUUUCAGUUUGUCAAAGAUUAUCUGCGCGAAUGUGCAUGAAGCGCGAUCGACGGCGUCCACAUUUGAAGAACUGCGAUAUCCAGGACGCAUGCGCUUAUUUCACUGAUGAUAAUCAUACGAAACGCGAUGUUAUGCACACAACAAUGACGCGACUGAAGUGCUCAAUCAGAACGGUCGUGCCAGAAGACGAAGAUGGAUGGCAAGACUAUAGAGGCUAUGACCAUUUCGACGACGACGACGAUGAUGAUGAUGAUGAUGAAUAUGUCGACAUUGCUACUCCUACAAAGCGACCAAGGACACCCUCCUCACCCUCACAGAGCCCGAAGCGAGCACGAACGGCCGAGUCUACUGAGCCACGCACACAAACCAUCACAGACAUCACCAAAUCCUUACAAUCAUUGCAGGCCCAAAAGCAAAAGGAGCUCGAAGCGGUAACCAAUUCACUGGGCGAGAUUGCAGCUUCAAUCCAAGCAAAUGAAGCAACUCAAUCAAAUCGCGUCAACGCAAAAAUUGACAGACUAUGCUCCGACGUGAAGGCCUACGAAUCAGAACGCGAAGAGAUCCUCAAAAUUCGGCAAUUCGUGGAACAGCACCACGAAGUUAUGAGGAUGGGAGCAGAUGAUCUCGCCAAGACACUACAACAAUAUACGUCACGACUUGAAGAAUGCGAUGAAUUAAUUGCGCAGGCAAACGCCGAUGUUUUAGAAGAGCGGGAUCAGAUUGCGCAGAAGGAUUUUGACCUCAAAGAUGAGGAGGAGAGGUUGGAAGGACGUGAGAAGGAAGUUCUGGAGGAGGUUAGACAUUGCAGUGUUAUCGGGACGUUGAUGAGGUUGGGCCCUGGGGGGAUGGCGAAGUUAUUGGGGAGGCUGGAGGGGAAUGGUGUUGAGUUGGUUGAGAUGGCGGAGAGUAUAAUGGAUAAUAAGACCGAGGGAUAAUGCUGUGCAUCCGAUGUUAAGGUUGGUGAUCAUGAGUCUGCGCUUAUCGCGGCAUCACCAAAAUUGUAGCACUCACGGAUUCACUCUGCAUUGUAUCAUAAGCACUGUAUCGGACAUUCAAUACCACGAAGCCAUCUCAAGUCCCCCACAAAAUACUCCAUCACGAC
Molecule: messenger RNA, 1202 nt
Organism: Fusarium redolens
Lineage: Eukaryota; Fungi; Ascomycota; Sordariomycetes; Hypocreales; Nectriaceae
Exons: 1
Coding region: 130-1035 (301 amino acids)
Source: RefSeq, a predicted model, not a curated record